AUGUCGCCCCAUCCUGUAUUUUGUCAGGACCGGAGGACAGCAUUGACGAAUCGCAAAACAAUAGGCUGGCGCAGAAGAAAUCUUUUUCGGCAAUCACAGUGCGCAAGGGAUCCAUUGAAAGAAUGGAAACCGGCCCCAAAGCCUGCGAUCCAACCUAAUGCACAUAGGAAACUGAUUGAGACCCUGGGCAUGGAAGAAGGCCUUCAAGAAACGAACAAUGGAAACCUGAUGGUCAUCCCGCAGCACGUUGAAGCGAGAACGGCAGCACCCACCGCAACCACGCUUAGCCCCGAGAAGUACAGAAAAGCCUCAUUUCCUUCAACUGCUAGCAGACCGAAGAUAGUUGAUUUGCGCAAUCAUGACAACUUUAACCAAUCCAUAAAGAGAAACAAGAGCUACGAAAAGACACAUAGACGAGCACACUGGUCACGCUCAUUGUGA
Molecule: messenger RNA, 441 nt
Organism: Paraphaeosphaeria sporulosa
Lineage: Eukaryota; Fungi; Ascomycota; Dothideomycetes; Pleosporales; Didymosphaeriaceae
Exons: 2
Coding region: 1-441 (146 amino acids)
Source: RefSeq, a predicted model, not a curated record